Molecule: messenger RNA, 1776 nt
Organism: Gymnodraco acuticeps
Lineage: Eukaryota; Metazoa; Chordata; Actinopteri; Perciformes; Bathydraconidae
Product: proprotein convertase subtilisin/kexin type 5-like
Exons: 7
Coding region: 1-1446 (481 amino acids)
Molecular function (GO): protein binding
Source: RefSeq, a predicted model, not a curated record
AUGGGCUAUUAUGAGGACAUGGAGGAGGGCCACUGCGGUCAGUGCCACCUGACCUGUGACAGCUGUUCAGGGCCCCUGGCAGACAACUGUGAGACCUGCUCCACCUUUAGCCCAAAGCUAUAUAAGGGUGCAUGCUCCAAAGACUGCCCCCCUGGUACUUACUAUGACACAGAAGCUAUGGAGUGUCAAGAGUGUCACCAGACAUGCUUCAGCUGCUUCGGCUCGGAUGCCAACCAGUGCACCCAGUGCGAGAAAGGCCUCGUGCUGGAUCCAAACACACUGUUGUGUGGCGUGACGGGCGACACAGACUGCCCACCGAGGACCUAUCUCCACGACGACCAGUUCACCUGCAUGGGUUGCCACCGGCACUGUUACUCGUGUGAGGGGCCGAGCAACGAUGAAUGCCAGACCUGUGCCGUCCCCAAAUACCUUCAUAACAGCAGCUGUGUGAGUGAGUGUACAGACGGUACAUACGCCACAGAGCAGGAUGCUGAUGGGACGGAGCUGGGUCUCUCGCCCAAAGAUUGCCUGACAUGCUCUGUGGGACACCUGCGCCUCCUCCACCUCUGUGUCACUAAUUGUCCCACAGGGUAUUACAGAGAGGGCUCUCAGUGUGAGAGAUGUGACCGAUCCUGUGAGCUGUGUACGGGAGCGGGGCCUGAGUCUUGCAGGGCCUGUGCCCCUCCUCUUCUGGAGCUGCAGGGCACCAAGCUGUGUGUGGAGCACUGUCCCCAUCGUUUCUAUCAGCUCAAUGACAUGUGCAAACAGUGCCACACCAGUUGUCAGACAUGCACAGAUGCCUCGCCUCAGGGAUGUUUGACGUGCGACUGGGGCAGCACUUUAAAGGACAAAGUCUGCUAUCCGUGUUGUGAAGAGGGGCGAUACUUUUCAGAAAAGGAAACGUGUGAGCCAUGUGACAGCUCGUGCAGGCAUUGUACCGGCCUCAGACCUGACCAGUGUUUGACUUGUCACCGGGGUUUUGCUCUUCAUGCUGUGGAGAGGCGCUGCACCCGCUGCUGUCAGGCUGGAGUCAACGACACUGAUUGCUGUGUUUGUGAUGGCCGCUCAGGUCUGUGUGUGGAGGCGCCGCAACCCAAGUCAGGGGACGAUCAGGUAACAGACCUGAAUGUAUCGUCUGCAGCUCUGAAGCACACCUCAGCUGGCGUACCCAUCGCUCUCCUGCUGGCUCUUGGGUUGGCUCUGGCUGUGUUCGCCUUGGUCAAAGCCCAUGCCAGGAAGAAGCUCUGCUGGGGCCAGAGCUACGAGAGACUGAACGGCAGCGCCAACAUGCCUCACGGGGUCCCUGAGCCGGACAGCGGGGGCGAGGUGGAUGUGGUGUACACCAGCAGAGGCGGAUCGGUGUAUCGACGAUACAGCUUCAUCCAUGAGCAGGACGCAGAUGCACCCCAUCAUGUGAAUGAGAGCACUUGUCUAAAUCAAAUGUAGAUACUUUGAAAACAGAGAUGAAGAUAUCUGAGGAAUGUAUUGUGGAUAAUCACAAAAUUAUGACUGACGGGAAAAAUGUAAAUUGUGCAGUAAUGUUAAGGAGAGUAGUGGUAUUUUUCUUUGGGAUUGUUCUUUUUUGAGUGCUGUUGAGUGUUAUUCUGCUCUACAAAGUGCCUGUAUACCUGUAAUGCACAUUCUUAGAAGGGGCAUUUGUGAGUAAACAGUAAAAAAAACACAUGUGUUUGUAUGACUUUCUUUUUGUUACUUAUAGAUAUAUUCGUUCAACAGUGAAAUGAUUGUGUAUAAUAAUUUAAAUGACCAUGAUCUCUG